Molecule: messenger RNA, 2122 nt
Organism: Helianthus annuus (common sunflower)
Lineage: Eukaryota; Viridiplantae; Streptophyta; Magnoliopsida; Asterales; Asteraceae
Product: serine protease SPPA, chloroplastic
Exons: 14
Coding region: 101-1924 (607 amino acids)
Cellular component (GO): membrane
Molecular function (GO): peptidase activity
Source: RefSeq, a predicted model, not a curated record
AGUUGACUUGACUUGACAUGACGUUUAGUUUUAUUCAUCAAUAAUUAAAAGCCUAUUUAAGGAAAAUGAUUUAGUUAAUCUAAUCACAAGCAAAGCAAGCAUGGGUUCAUCAAAGGACAACAAUGGCGAUCUCAAAUCCAAAAUGGAUGUUAACGGAGGCGAAAAUGAGUAUCCAAGUGGCGAAUUCGAGUACAAAACUCCAACUGCUUGGAAGAGCUUCAUGGUAAACCUACGCAUGCUAGUUGCUUACCCAUGGCUCAGGGUUCGCAAGGGUAGCGUAUUGUAUAUUAAACUGCGCGGCAAGAUAACUGAUCAAUUAAAGAGUCGUUUCUCUUCCGGUUUAUCACUACCACAAUUAUGUGAAAACUUGAUUAAGGCAGCGUAUGAUCCUCAUAUAUCUGGUGUUUAUCUCCACAUUGAAACCUUGAAUUGUGGAUGGGGUAUAACUGAUGAAAUCAGAAGGCACAUAUUGGAUUUUAAGAAGUCAGGGAAGUUCAUUAUCGGUUACGCACCUGUAUGGCAUGAAAAGGAGUAUUACCUCGGAUGUGUCUGUGACGAGUUCUACGCCCCUCCAAGUGCCUACUUUUCAUUGUAUGGUUUUUCUAGAGGAGCGUCGUUUUAUGGAGGUGUAUUUGAGAAAAUAGGUGUGGAACCACAAGUGCAUAGGAUUGGUAAGUAUAAGACUUUUGGCGAUAUGUUAACUCGCAAGAAUAUAUCCGAAGAAAAUCGUGAGGUGCUUACUACAAUCCUGGAUGAUGUCUACGAGAAUUGGGUCGAUAAGGUUUCUCAAGCCAAAGGAAAGAGUAAGGAAGAAAUCAAGAGUUUUAUUAAUGAAGGAGUUUACCAAAUAGAUAAGUUGAAGGAAGAUGGAUGGAUAACAGAUAUCAAAUAUGAUGAUGAGGUUAAAUCUAUGUUGAAAACAAGAUUAUGCAUUGCUGAGAAGAAAAAAUUUACACUUAUUGAAUACAAGAAAUACUCGAGAAUCAGGAAAUGGAGUGUGGGGUUAUCAGAUGGAAAAGACCGAAUUGCGGUAAUUAGAGCUUCUGGUAGCAUUACUCGUGUAGGAGGGUCGUUUUUUACGCCUAGUUCAGGCAUCGUAGCUGAACAAUUCAUCAAAAAGAUUAGCAAAGUAAGAGAUUCAAAAAGGUAUAAGGCCGUUAUCAUCCGAAUUGAUAGCCCUGGGGGUGGUCAUGUUGCUUCUGACCUGAUGUGGAGGGAAAUCAAACUAUUGGCAGAAUCCAAGCCUGUAAUUGCAUCAAUGGUUGACGUGGCCGCAAGUGGAGGAUACUACAUGGCAAUGGCGGCGAAUGCUAUAGUCUCCGAGAAUCUUACUUUAACGGGCUCAAUUGGUGUAGUCUCAUUGAAUUACAAUUCGGAGAAACUAUUUGAAAAGAUUGGUUUCAACAAAGAAGUUAUAUCAAAGGGACGAUAUGCUGAGCUGUUUACCGAUAACCGGUCAUUCAGACCUGAUGAAGAGAAACUGUUUGCGGAGCGUGCCCAGAAUAUUUACGAACGCUUUCGUGAAAAGGCAGCAUGUUCCAGAUCAAUGAGUGUGGAAGAGAUGGAAGAGAUAGCUCAAGGGAGAGUAUGGAGUGGUAAGGAUGCUGCUUCACGAGGUUUAGUUGAUGCAAUCGGAGGCUUUUCACGGGCUGUUGCUAUAGCCAAACACAAGGCCAACAUACCUCACAACAAACAGGUCGCACUGGUUGAGCUUUCGAAACCAUCACUAUCUAUACAAAAAUUCCUAUUUGGCAUGUUGAGCUCAGCAAUCGGAAUAGACAAAACACUAAAGCAUCUGCAGGGUGAUUUUGCAACGAGCGACGAGGUGCAAGCACGCAUGGAUGGAGCCAUGUUUCAUGGGUCAGGAGGAUCAUCUGCGGUCCCUAAUUUCGGUUUUCUAAAAGACUACGUAGCUUCUCUUUGAUCUUGGGAGAAGCUAAGUUAUGAAGCAUGUUGGUUCCAAGAUAAAAAGUUUAGUAUGUGUCAAGAUUGUUGUUGGGUAAGUUUAUAUGUUCUAUUUCAUGUUAAAAGUCGUUAUGUGUCGGGAUUGUUGUUCUGUGUCUUUUAUGUUUGGAUUAUUGUGGUAUUGACUUGUAAAAUACUAAAAUAAGUUAGUCUAACC